CCAUCUAGUCAGUCCCAUCGCCUGCUCCGCGAGCGCUAGCAUGUUUCUCUUCUAUCUCCCAUUGUCAGGAUUAUCUCUGAUUCUAAUUCUACAAACCAUCAAAUGCCAAAUCACAGAUGUGGCGCUCCAAGACACAGUGCUUAAACUUCAUAAUGGAUAUAGACAGCUUCAGAUGGCUUCAGACAUGAAGAAAUUGGUUUGGGACGAAAAUCUGGCCACGGAAGCUGCGCAAUGGACAAAGAACUGUAUCUACGAGUUUCGAUAUGGCAGUCACGGGGAGAACAUGUAUUACUUUGAGACCAAACUUCCGGACAAUAUUCUGGUAGAGCGCGCCAUUGACGCCUGGUACAGCGAGCGCUACUCAUGGCGGAUGUCAGGGGAUUGCGCCGAGGCUUGCAGCUACACUCAGCUCGUUUGGUCAAAGACCCAGAGAGUGGGCUGUGCCGUACAGAAGUGUACUGAGCUGACGAUGCCGGAGGAGUUCAUUCCCGGCGCCUGGUUCUUCUACUGUCUGUACGACCCAAAGGGAAACACAUUCGGGGACCUUCCUUACUCAAAGGGCGGAGCUUGCGAGAAAUGUGGAGCAACGGAAGUUUGUGUAGACAAGCUAUGCGCAGAAAAGACUGUGGCGCCGACUCUACCCGCGCCCACUACCACACUUCCUCCCCCCGUGGUACCCAGCAUGCCACAGCCAGUACAGCUAGAACAACAACACCGGUCCGCCCUGGAGAAACAACAGGCCCUGAUCCAAGAAACGCUCAAAAAGCAGAGGGCGCUAGAGGAACAGCUGCGCACGCAGCAGAAACUUAUCGAACAGACGCUGCUGGUGGGUAAAGCACCGUCCAAGGCGCAGGUCGCCUGGGUAAAGGACCCAGUGGUGACCACCCCCAAACCGGCUCGAAAGUGGAACCAUGCCCCAUCAACGGAGUCCACCGUUAACCGGAAUUCCGAGUUCGACCAAAAAUCUAACUCUAGAAAUGGGAUGAUGUCUUCGUUUUCGAGUUCGCGUGGCGGACCGACGGACGACAGAACAGAAGUUGGCGGCAGAAGAUACGUUCAUAUCACGAACGAGAGAGAGUCACGCCGACAACCGGUGGUCGACACGCAUGAAGCGAAUUUCUUUACCUUUCAACGCCCAAGAAAUCGGUUUGCCUCUCUGCAGCUAUGGCAACCCAGCACCACCACGCCCAAGGCCCCGAUGUUUGUUUUGAACCCCCAGCCCCGACUUUCGUCCGUACAGAAAACCGUCACCAGCAUGAGGCCGCUUAAACCCAGUAAAAACAGAAUGUCCACGAUAGGUACCGGAAACGUCUUGAAAUUUACCUACAAACCAAACUCAUCCUUAGUUUCGGUGUCUCAAAGAGAAAAAGCAUUAAAAGACAGACGGGUAAAAGCGAUUCCCAGAGAAAAUGCCCGCCCAUCUUUAAAAGUAACUGAUCUUAAAGUACAAAAACCAGAGACAGCGCAGCAGAACCCGGUAGAGCUGACAGCCUCCGAUAGCUUUCGUUUUGGGGGCGCCAGGGGGUUAGAGAGUCAGCAUGCCUCCUCUAGCGCCUUGCGAUCUCGCCAGCGACAGCACUCGUCACUGAGCAUCUUCAAGGCCCACUCCUCUAGCCAGGUCACCACUUCCGGUCAGAAGAAAACGGUGUCCAACAUUGUAGAGUCCAGUGCAGGGGAACAAUUGAAGACAAGCCAAUUUCCGAAACAGACAGCGAACCAAAUAUCUGUCGCACACGCUGCAACAAGCAAUGGGCAAGCUAGAGAGCGGCAAAACCCGGCCUUCCGUUCUCGAACUGUGUUUACCUCCCGUACCUUAGUUCCCUCUACUACUCUCCCUCCCUCAGUACCCACACCCCCGACUCCGGUCCUGACGACCCUCCCACCGGACUGUGUGGACAAGGACGUCUACUGCCCGUACUGGAAGGUUUACUGUGAUAGAAACACCUACGUCUUCGAGAACUGUCGGCGGACGUGCAAGUCCUGCUACGUCCCACCCCCUCCCAUAAUUCCACUUCCUGUCGCAGAAACCUUAGCAACUGACAGCAGCCAGCAGUUCCAGGAAACCAGGACCCAAUAUCAGGAGACAUCUCAGAUCCAGCAACAAUCAAGCAUCUCCCAGCAACAAACCGUGCAACAGGAGAACAAUCAGCAACCUAGCUACAUUCACCAGACUAUCAUACAGGAGCAACCUAACGUCAAACAAAGUGUUCAAGUGGAUCAAGGAUAUCAACAACAGAUGUCCAUUCAAUCCAGCAACCAGCAAACACAGCAGUAUCAGCAACAAUACGUCAUGCAGCAACCUCAAUCCGUCUUCCAACAGGAGCCUCAAGUUAUUCAGCAGACCCAGGUUUUGUACCAAAAACCACAGCAGCAACCCCAAGUGUAUCAACAAUCCGGAUUCCAGAAUUUUCAGAAUCCGCAACCAAUGCAACAGCAGGUGAAUUACAACCAGCAGCAAACAGUCGAUUACUCUCAGCCCACUUCAGUGUUCAAUCAGUGGGGCGUAGACAUGUCUGGUCAACAAAACAUGCAUGAAAAAAACUUGCACGUGAACUUCCAACAGUCGGGUCAAACAGUCAAUCAAAUCAAAGGACAAAAACCAGUACAAGAGAUUCAAACUCCCAAACCAACCAAGGCGACAAUGCGAAUUGAAUUUCGUGGACACACUCCAGCCACACUAAGCUUCAAUAAACAGCCACUUAAGAAACGGGAACCAGUCGGAGAAAUAAAUCCCCACAUAAAGGUACAGGAACCCCUUCCAGAGGGCGUGGAACCAAGGACGACAACUCCUACCACUACCAGUACAACAGCUUCCACCACUACGACUACCCCAACUACCACCACCACCACCACCACCACCACUCCUCCCACACCUUCACCCACGCGCCCCCCGACACGACCUCCAUUUCGUCCACCCAUGCGUCCGCAAAUUCGACAACCGACCACUAUACCACCCCAGAGAGGCUACAUGAACCAGGGUGCGUAUGCUGUCAACCAGUACAAUCCCCAGGCCGGUUUUUACAACAACUAUCAAAACCAGAAUAUCCUCUACCAAAACACGAACGCACAGCUUCACCAGUCUCAGCAGACUAACCAGAUACAGACCAAUCAAAUUUACAGCCAUGCGGCGGCUAGUGGAUUUCAGCCGAACUUCAUAACACACCAACAGAUGUACAGGCAGACGACACCUGCUCCAAUCGUUUUCCAGCAACCAGUGGUUCAACAAACACAGCCAGUCAUGUACCACCAUCAACAGCAACAACAACAACAGCAGCAGCUUCAGCAACAUCAACUACAACAACAACAACAGCAACUACAACAACAACAAAAACAACAACAGCAGCUUCAGCAACAACAACUACAACAACAGCUUCAGCAACAACAGAUACAACAGCAACAAUUUCAGCAACAGAGACAGACAACCCAGGCAAGAAACGGCUUUUUCGGACAAACACAAGUCCAGGUCCAGUCACUUGAUUUGAACACUCCACUUCGUACCCAAGCAACGUAUCCACCGCCAGUGCUUCUAUCAUCAAAACGACAACAACAAGCAUUGCCACAACAAAUACAACACAAUAUCAACACACACUUUCAACAGCAAACUUAUCAGCCAAAACAUUUUACAAAGUCGCCGACUAAUCAAGACGUGCGGCGCCAGCAUCAACAGUCGACUGACCUGUUCAGCAGUGCUCUUAUUGGAGAAAACUUUGGUCAAGCCAAUAUCAACCUAGCCAGUAAUCUUGGAACACAGCCCGGUCAGUAUCAGCGCGUGAAGGCGUCCAGUGACGUCAGCUGGUACUACUCGGUCUCCACGCGACCGCCAAGCAUCUCUCCCACGGAGCCGUUCCCGACCCAGACAUUGCUAGAUCUUAAUUUAAAACUUUAUGAAAAUCCUAAUAACAUAGGUGUUCAGUCUAAUUCAACGGCGAAAACGAGGCCGCAGACGUGUGAUGACGUGGACGUGCGGUGCCCGCAGUGGGCGCAGUGGUGCGGUAUAGACGAGUAUGUGGACAAUAAUUGUAGGAAACUGUGUAAAAACUGCAGGUGAUGUCACAAGUACUGCAGAUUCUAACGAUAAACUUCCUUCAAAAGGAAUCAAGUUAAUUCAACGAGAAAAGAAUCUAUGGGCGGAGUUGUUGCCCUUUCAAUCCCAGACGACACAUCAUCCCGGACUUGGCGAGAUUUGGACGAUGCUUUGUCGUACAGGCAGUAUAUAAGGAAUGCUUGCAGUUUCGUGUGUUGAUUAUGAUUGUGCUUCCACUUGUUUCAGCCUGCACAACUUUCAGUGAUUUUUCUUUCAUUAUUUGUUAUGUUCUAUCAUGCAGACUAUUUUCAUUAAUUCAGAUUGUCACCCUGUUUCCUUGAGGUGUCUCUUGAUUUUGGUUUCUUGUUUGUGAUAGUGCUAUAAUGUUUUUCUUGUCUUCGUACAAGAGAGAUACCUAAAGACUUUUUUUGAUUUAAUUGAUACAUUAAUUCUUUGUUUAAUGUAUAACUAAUAAAAUAAAUAAUUUGUC
Magallana angulata is the source of this 4514-nucleotide messenger RNA. RefSeq lists its product as uncharacterized. NCBI's taxonomy places the organism in Eukaryota, Metazoa, Mollusca, Bivalvia, Ostreida, Ostreidae. The transcript is spliced from 11 exons. The coding region runs from base 41 to 4048 and encodes 1335 amino acids. The record is from RefSeq and is a predicted model, not a curated record.